GUAUUAAUUUGAACAAUAAUUUUUGUCCUAAAUUACUAAUUUCACUGACUGCUGGAAUAGUGGAAUUGCAUGUUAACCCUCAACCUCCAUGAUGCAGUUGUGUUUACUUCCUGCUGUCGAGAGGAAUAUAAAUGAAGAAUGAUGCAAUAUUAAUGCUUUCUAUGUACAACCUUUUAAGAAUCUUCUUUAAGGAGUUGCAGUAAGAUAAACACUGAAAAUAAUUUUUCUCUGGUACAAUGUGGUGAAGCAGAGGAACUGAAAUUGUCCACCUUUGUACAAGCUAAGGACUUAAAAUGUUUGUUAUUUUGUGAGUAGAAGCAGUUCUGGAGUGAAUUGAACUUCUGAAAAUGCGGCCAUGGACUGGUUCCUGGCGUUGGAUUAUGCUCAUCCUCUUUGCUUGGGGAACUUUACUCUUUUAUAUUGGUGGACACCUGGUACGAGACAGUGAGCACCCAGAUCACUCUAGUCGGGAGUUAUCCAAGAUCCUCGCUAAACUUGAACGGUUAAAGCAGCAAAAUGAAGACUUAAGGCGGAUGGCAGAAUCUCUCAGGAUACCAGAUGGUCCCAUUGAUCAGGGACCAGCUGCAGGAAAGGUACAUGCUUUAGAGGAGCAACUUCUAAAGGCCAAAGAACAGAUAGAAAAUUACAAGAAGCAGACAGGAGUUGAAGGCCUUGGAAAAGACCAUGAAAUACUGAGGAGGAGGAUUGAAAAUGGGGCUAAGGAACUUUGGUUUUUCCUCCAGAGUGAACUGAAGAAAUUGAAAAAUCUAGAAGGAAGUGAACUGCAAACACGCAUUGAUGAAUUUCUGUCUGAUUUGGGUCAUCAGGAAAGGUCAAUAAUGACCGACUUGUACUACCUCAGUCAAACAGAUGGAGCAGGAGAUUGGCGAGAAAAAGAGGCCAAAGAUCUAACAGAUUUGGUACAGAGGAGAAUAACUUAUUUACAGAACCCGAAGGAUUGCAGCAAAGCUAAGAAACUUGUGUGUAAUAUCAACAAAGGCUGUGGCUAUGGUUGUCAACUCCAUCAUGUAGUUUACUGCUUCAUGAUCGCUUACGGCACUCAGCGGACGCUUAUUUUGGAGUCCCAGAAUUGGCGCUAUGCUACCGGUGGCUGGGAGACUGUAUUUAGACCCGUGAGCGAGACAUGUACUGACAGAUCAGGUUCCACCACUGGACACUGGUCAGGUGAGGCUAAUGAUAAGGAUGUUCAGGUGGUGGAACUUCCCAUUGUUGACAGCUUACACCCACGGCCACCUUAUUUACCCUUGGCUGUCCCUGAAGACUUGGCUGAUAGACUAAUUCGUGUUCAUGGGGAUCCUGCAGUGUGGUGGGUUUCACAGUUUGUGAAAUACUUGAUUCGUCCACAGCCUUGGCUAGAAAAAGAAAUAGAGGAAGCCACAAGGAAACUUGGUUUCAAACAUCCAGUGAUCGGUGUUCACGUUCGAAGGACAGACAAAGUAGGAACAGAAGCAGCAUUUCAUCCGAUUGAAGAAUACAUGGUACAUGUUGAAGAGAGGUUUGAACUUCUCGCUCGCAGAAUGCAAGUUGAUAAAAAGAGAGUGUAUUUGGCUACAGAUGACCCUUCCUUAUUGCAAGAGGCAAAGUCCAAGUAUCCAAAUUAUGAAUUUAUCAGUGAUAACUCCAUAUCCUGGUCAGCAGGACUUCACAACCGAUACACUGAAAACUCUCUAAGAGGUGUUAUUCUGGAUAUUCACUUUUUGUCUCAGGCAGACUUCCUGGUCUGUACAUUUUCGUCCCAGGUUUGUCGAGUUGCCUAUGAAAUUAUGCAGACGUUGCAUCCAGAUGCUUCAGCAUAUUUCCAUUCUUUGGAUGAUAUCUACUACUUUGGGGGACAGAAUGCUCACAACCAGAUUGCUAUUUAUGCUCAUCAUCCACGAACUGCUGAUGAAAUUCCCAUGGAACCUGGAGAUAUAAUUGGAGUAGCUGGAAAUCACUGGGAUGGUUAUUCAAAAGGCAUCAAUAGGAAAUUAGGAAGAACAGGCCUGUACCCAUCCUAUAAAGUUAAGGAGAAAAUUGAGACAGUCAAGUAUCCUACAUAUCCAGAGGCUGACAAGUAGAUUAAAAGGAAGACAUUCAGCAGUAAUUCUCCAUUUUGAUUGGUUCAAACCAGUCAACAACACACUAACUAAUGGUUUAUAUGGGAUUUGAAUUUGCAUUUUAACAUGGAGUUAAAAUCAAAGCCUUUGCAAUGAAACUGGAUAAGAAGCUGAGAACAAAUGGAUGGGCUAUUAUCUGAACUUACUCUUAAACAUUUUUGUUAUAUGCACUCUCACACAUGCACACACAAACCCACAUAUAACAGGAAAACUGUUGUUUUAUACUUUUUGUCUCUUUUCAGGAUUUAUCCCAGUCAUUAGUUUUACAUGAGCUUUGGGCUCUUCUCUCUGCCAUUAAUUGACAAUAAUGUUCAGACUUAUAACACUGCCACAUUGUGUAAUAUGAGUGACAUGAACAUAUUUUGUAUGUGCAAAAUUUAAAACAUGGUGCCUAUAUUUGAAAAGUUUGUGACCUUUUUAGAAGAGCCAUGCCUAUUUCACAAUGGGCAAGAGUCAACUUUCAUCUGGUGUUACCGUGACCACUGAACUUGCUUCAAACAAGAUUCAGAUUUCAGAGUAGAUUUCUUUACAAGUUUGUUGUUUGUUUUUUUUUUUUUUUUUAGCAUUUCAUUGAUCACUUCUCAUCAUUAAUAAAAUAAAGGAUAAAUUCAACAAUAAAAUAGUCACUGUCUGUUAGGAACUUUUGUAAACAAUGCCAUGAACAGAUUCUUUAAUAGUGAUAAUAUUUCUGAACGUUGCUUUUGACUGAAAAAAAACCCCCAACAACCCCCCAAACCCACAAAAAAGGGAAAAAGUAACUGGAAUUUCAUUGAAUUUUAAAACACUUAUGUAGUAAAAUAAUUGUGUAGUGGCACAGUGCUGCUCAGUUUUGUGGACAGUAGGUAACAGCAGGCUGACUUCAGCAACUAAAUUUCUUAUAUUUACUCUUUAGCACUAUUUUUUUACCUUCUAUGUUUCUCUUCUGAAAUUAAUCCAGAUUUUAGGGUAUUAUAGGUGGUCUCUUAUCUUUUUGGCAUUGAAUGUAGUUACUUUGAAGUAAAAUACUUCAGGUUAUCCCAUUUAUAGAACCCAUCAAUCUGGACUACUUUAAAAAAUUUCCCCCAAAAAUAGUAGGUUUGAGGAAAAUAUACACAAGGAUGAAUUUUUAUGCAUGUCAUGAGGUUGUUAGUAAUUCUUAGUGUUCUGAAAUCUUUUGCUAGUCAGCUCUCUAUUAAGAAAAGACAAUUCACAAAACAAUUUUACAAACAAAUUUAUAGAUUCAGGAGUUGUGUGUAUAUAUAUAUGUAUAUAUACAGAAUAUGCAAGAUAACAAGAGAUUGUUUCCAAAUAAGAAGAAUAUUAAUAGCCUUUUAUAGGUUCUAGUGCAAUCCAGUCUGGAUUACUGGAAGUGCAGACAAUGUUUACUGUUCAGGGAUUGAGAAAAUGCCACGUGAAUAAAGAUUAAAAGAGUGUGGCUGGUUGACCUAACAAAGCAAAAAUAUAUUUAGCUAUAUUUAUGAAUAGAUGAAGGACUGUGUUAACAUAGUGAAUGGAGGUGCUUGACCAUUAAUAAAUGUUAGGCUGAAAAAUAAAAGGAAAUCUCUGGCAGUGUGAAGUUCAG
This is a messenger RNA of Empidonax traillii (willow flycatcher), 3678 nucleotides long. It is a transcript of the gene FUT8, whose product is annotated as fucosyltransferase 8. Bases 348 to 2078 code for a protein of 576 amino acids. Gene Ontology annotation, cellular component: Golgi cisterna membrane. The transcript is spliced from 11 exons. Lineage: Eukaryota; Metazoa; Chordata; Aves; Passeriformes; Tyrannidae. The record is from RefSeq and is a predicted model, not a curated record. Gene Ontology annotation, biological process: protein N-linked glycosylation. Gene Ontology annotation, molecular function: protein binding; glycoprotein 6-alpha-L-fucosyltransferase activity.